AUGGCACCUCUAUCCUUCACCUGGCUAGCCACCACCGCAGCGCUGCUGCUGCCAGCCCUUCGAGGCCAUGCAGCCGGUACAUCGAGCUACAAUGGGCUGGCCCUUACGCCUGCAAUGGGAUGGGAUAAUUGGAAUGCGUUUGGGUGUAAGGUUAGCGAGGAGCUGAUCCUUACUACCGCUCAAAAGAUUGUUGAGUUGGGGCUACGCGAUCUUGGCUACUACUACAUCAUCCUAGACGACUGUUGGUCCAGCGGCAGGACCUCAAACGGUACUCUCCAGGCAAACAGUACCAAAUUCCCAGAUGGAAUUCCAGCGGUUGCGGAAAAGAUUCAUGGCAUGGGGCUCGGGUGGGGCAUGUAUUCCUCUGCUGGGAAAUACACUUGCGCGCAAUACGCCGCAUCUUUGGGAGUGGAGAAACAAGAUGCCCAAACAUUCGCCGAUUGGGGGGUCGAUUAUCUCAAGUACGACAACUGCUACAAUGAGGGACAGGAAGGGACGGCCCUCGUCACAUACAAUCGGUACAAGGCAAUGUCGGAUGCGCUCAAUGCUACAGGCCGACCCAUUCUCUACUCGAUGUGCAAUUGGGGGCAGGACUCUCCAUGGGACUGGGCCCAGACAGUAGCCAACAGUUGGAGGAUGAGUGGUGAUGUCUUGCCUGGAUUUCAUUGCUCGGUCAUGAAUAUUCUCAAUAAGGCGGCUCCUAUUCUGAACAAGGCUCAGCCAGGAGCUUGGAACGACUUGGAUAUGCUGGAAGUAGGCAAUAGUGGCAUGACGGAUGAUGAAUACAAGACGCACUUCAGCAUGUGGGCCUUAGCCAAGUCUCCGCUGAUCAUGGGCACCGACGUGACCAUGAUGAUAGCUGAGACUCUCUCUAUAUAUUCAAAUCCCGCCAUUAUCGCGAUCAAUCAGGACCCGCUUGGUGUGCCCGUUACGCGUGUUUGGCAAUCACCCGCGCAACCCCAGAAUGAAACAUACUCCGUCGAUGCCUACACCGCUGGGGAAACGUCAUUCUGGACUGGCGAGUUGAUGAAUGGCGAUUAUGUUGUUGCAUUCGUAAACGGAGGCCCAAAAGCCACCACGCUGACUGCCACCAUGAACGACGUCUUCAUCGAUCUAGUCACUACUGGCUCGAACGCCCCCGUACCUCAACUCCAGCAGACAUACGACGUAUACGACCUUUGGGCCAACAGAAUGAGCAACACCACCGCUCAAGCCAUCAUCAAUGGGAAUUUUACCAUGGAAACAAAUAGUACCAACACUACGAGCGAAGCUAGUGCCAAUUCGACGUUACCAAUGCAGACAUACAAUGCUACGCAGCUCAGCUACGCAGACGGGCUAAACGCGAACAACACGGCUUUGUUCGGGGUCAAAGUCAAGACCAUGGCGCCGAUGGGAACGCUGAGCACUACCGUACCCAGUCACGGGGUGGCGGUGUAUCGUUUGAGAUCUCAAGGUGGUGGGAGUGGGAUGAGGAAGAGGGAUGAGUUGUAA
Letharia lupina is the source of this 1491-nucleotide messenger RNA. RefSeq lists its product as uncharacterized. NCBI's taxonomy places the organism in Eukaryota, Fungi, Ascomycota, Lecanoromycetes, Lecanorales, Parmeliaceae. The transcript has 7 exons. Gene Ontology annotation, molecular function: alpha-galactosidase activity. The record is from RefSeq and is a predicted model, not a curated record. The coding region runs from base 1 to 1491 and encodes 496 amino acids. Gene Ontology annotation, biological process: carbohydrate metabolic process.